Dichomitus squalens LYAD-421 SS1 is the source of this 2407-nucleotide messenger RNA. It is a transcript of the gene Dslcc3, whose product is annotated as laccase. The transcript is spliced from 10 exons. The coding region runs from base 804 to 2366 and encodes 520 amino acids. Lineage: Eukaryota; Fungi; Basidiomycota; Agaricomycetes; Polyporales; Polyporaceae. The record is from RefSeq and is a predicted model, not a curated record. Gene Ontology annotation, molecular function: copper ion binding; oxidoreductase activity.
ACGUCCUCUACCCUGCCCGGACGCAGGUAAGCACCCAGCUCCCCUUUCUGCUCGUGCUUGAAUACAGCAACAGCGCCGCUCGUUUCCAAUCUCUCUGACAUCAGAGUUAUAAUUCCAUCCCACGCAUCGGACAAGAACCCCUCCCGGACGAUAGCCUCCGAGAGCCAGCCCUCAGGGAACGGACUACUGCGAAUGACGGUGGCAUGUGUAUUGCGGUCCCGGGUGUGCUCUUGCAUACCUGGUGCAUCUAGUGUUGGCGUAUACCGUCAGACUCUUUGCUAGCUUGACGGCGGCCGUCAUCGCGUUCUGGCGACUCUAUGUUGUCGAUCGCAAAUAUUGCUCACUCAGCGCAAACCGAUCCACCAGCGGAAUGGAUGUUUUCGCGGCAUGCAUCGCAGAUCUCACGCAUAACGCCUAACUCAUGCGCGGGCCGCUGUGAGGAUUCCAAAUUGAACAGCUUCCAUCAAACCACCUUCCCUCGGCACCGACCCGCACCAAUCUGGACGUUAACGCCUACCGACGCUCAACGGGGCGCUCAAGAAAGGUUUCAUGGGAGACCAUGUCAGGCCUGCGCCAAGUUCUGCUCUCACGCCUCCCGUAGGAUUCGCGCGACGACCGCCUUUCAGGGCGUAGAUGAUUGAAUACAUUCCAGUUCCAUGGCAGUAGCAGACAUAGCAUAACUUGGUUGACCUUUGGCGCCCUGGCUUCGCUGCUUUGCUAUAAAGGAUGGCCGUAGGAGGUCGUUCUAUUCGAGCUCCAGUCCUCCUUUGGUCUUUGAGCAAUCCUCUUCACUUGCAAUCGUCAUGGCGAAGUUUAUGUGCUUGCUUUCCUACGUCACCCUCCUCUUCGCUGCCUCGGCCUAUGCAGGCAUUGGGCCCGUCACCGACCUGACCAUCACUAACGCGGACAUCGCUCCCGAUAAUUUUACUCGUGCUGCCAUCGUGGUCAACGGUGUCUUCCCCGCGCCCCUCAUCACUGGCAACAAGGGCGACCGCUUCCAGCUUAAUGUCGUCGACCAGCUAACCAACCACACUAUGCUGAAGACCACAAGUAUUCACUGGCAUGGCUUCUUCCAGAAGGGCACGAACUGGGCAGACGGUCCUGCCUUCAUCAACCAGUGCCCCAUCGCCAGUGGAAACUCGUUCCUGUACGACUUUCAAGUUCCAGAUCAGUCUGGCACCUACUGGUACCACAGCCAUCUUUCCACGCAAUAUUGCGAUGGUUUGAGGGGUCCGUUUGUAGUGUACGAUCCUCAGGAUCCCCACGCCUCUCUCUACGAUGUCGACGACGACUCGACUGUGAUCACCCUCGUCGAUUGGUACCACGUUGCGGCCAGGGUUGGUCCCCGCUUCCCGCUGGGUUCGGACUCCACUCUCAUCAACGGUCUGGGCCGUAGCCCGAGCACCCCUACCGCUGACCUUGCCGUGAUCAGUGUUACUCAGGGCAAGCGCUACCGCUUCCGACUGGUGUCGAUUUCUUGCGACCCGAACUACGUCUUCAGUAUCGACAACCACGACCUGACCGUCAUCGAGGCCGACGGUAUCGAGACUCAGCCUGUCACCGUCAACGCCAUCCAGAUAUUCGCUGCCCAGCGUUACUCGUUCGUGCUUACUGCGAACCAAACUAUUGACAACUAUUGGAUCCGUGCUAAUCCGAACUUCGGUAAUGUCGGCUUCACCGAUGGUAUCAACUCUGCCAUCCUUCGCUACGACGGAGCUGCUUCGAUCGAGCCCACGACGUCCCAGCAGGUUACGCAGAACCUGCUUAACGAGGCCACUCUUGCGCCCUUAACCGCGAGGGUGACGCCCGGUACUGCUGUGCAGGGUGGUGUUGACAAGGCCAUCAACUUGGACUUCAACUUCAAUGGCACCAACUUCUUCAUCAACAAUGCUUCUUUCGUGCCCCCCACUGUCCCCGUCCUGCUCCAGAUUAUCAGCGGCGCACAGAAUGCUCAGGACCUCCUGCCGUCUGGUAGCCUGUACGAGCUGCCCAUUAACUCGUCCAUUGAGAUCAGCUUCCCUGCCACCACGAACGCUCCUGGUGCUCCUCAUCCUUUCCACUUGCACGGUCACGCCUUCGCUGUUGUACGCAGUGCGGGCUCCACCGAGUACAACUACGACAACCCUGUCUGGCGCGACGUUGUGUCUACGGGUACCCCCGCCGCGGGCGACAACGUCACUAUUCGCUUCCAGACUGACAACCCGGGACCGUGGUUCCUCCACUGCCACAUCGACUUCCAUCUCGAUGCUGGCUUUGCUGUCGUCAUGGUCGAGGACAUUCCCGAUACCACGUCCGCCAACCCAGUUCCGCAGGCUUGGUCCGACCUGUGCCCGACCUACGAUGCGCUUUCAGCUGAUGAUCUGUGAUUCGGACGUCAGGGGAUUUGUAUAGACCCUGGCUUAUAAAG